AUGGGCAUCCAUGCAAGUUCUGUUAGCGUCAUGCCAGGAGUGGGGCUCCCCAAUAGAGAUGCCCAACAUGCUACUAUCGCCAAGUUCAUUCAAAAUGAACUUGACGCAGAACGCGAGAAAGUAGCCUUGCUUCACCAACAAGGUUCUCAACAAGCAGAGCUGUUGAGAGAACAAGGUGCUCAACAGUUUGAACUGUUGAGACAGCAGCAGGUUGCCGCUGGCGGGUCGAUGCACUCGCGCGGCCUGGAGACUUUGAAGAUUGACAUCUCAAAGUAUAGGGGGUCGAAGAAGCUUCCCCUGAGAUGGUUCGUCGAAUUGGAUGACGCCAUAAGGGCGCGCCGCAUCGACGACGGGGAUAUGCAAGCCGUAUUGGCCCAGUCAAAUCCGGCAGGACGCGCGAAGAUCAUAAUCCCUCCGGGCCUAAGCCGCACGACCCAUAUGCGUUUGGGUCGUUGGAGUCCCCAAGUCGCGGCCAGACAAACGUUUGAACCGCCUAGAGCUGAGUUCAGAGCUCGAACCGAACUCUUGAAGCUCAAGCAGGGUAAGCGUGAUGUGCACGCUUACGCUCAACAUAUACGACAUCUCACGAGUUGUUAA
This is a messenger RNA of Peronospora matthiolae, 597 nucleotides long. The record is from the annotation of a GenBank genome assembly. Lineage: Eukaryota; Oomycota; Peronosporomycetes; Peronosporales; Peronosporaceae.